Culicoides brevitarsis is the source of this 1200-nucleotide messenger RNA. Its product is annotated as glutamine synthetase 1, mitochondrial-like. The transcript has a single exon. The record is from RefSeq and is a predicted model, not a curated record. Gene Ontology annotation, molecular function: glutamine synthetase activity. NCBI's taxonomy places the organism in Eukaryota, Metazoa, Arthropoda, Insecta, Diptera, Ceratopogonidae. Bases 1 to 1200 code for a protein of 399 amino acids. Gene Ontology annotation, cellular component: cytoplasm.
AUGGGCGUUCGUAUGUUCAGUACGUCCCAAGCUGUAAAAGAUAUUCUUCGCCAUUCGCCAAAUUCGUUCUUGGACAAAUGUCUUCUUUCGAGAUAUACGAGACUGAGGUAUGACCCGAAAAAUGUUCAAGCUACUUACAUUUGGAUCGAUGGAACGGGCGAACAAGUCAGAUGCAAAGACAGGAUUUUGCAAAAAAAGAUCGAAAGGCCUGAGGAUGCUCCUGAAUGGCAAUAUGACGGAAGUAGUUGCUACCAAGCUUUAGGAGAAAAUUCUGAUUGUUCCUUAAUCCCGAGGGCUAUUUAUCGAGACCCUAUGAAAUUUGGUUCAGAUGAUGUAAUUGUCCUUUGUGACACUUACAAACCGGAUGGAAGUCCUUCAGAUACAAAUCAUCGCCAUAAGAUGCAAGAAGCGAUUGAUCAAACGAAAGAACAUGAACCUUGGUUCGGGAUUGAACAAGAAUAUACCUUCUUGGAUCACGAUGGAAGACCUUUUGGAUGGCCCGUGGGGGGUUUCCCCCCUCCACAGGGUCCCUUCUAUUGCGGUAUUGGCGGAAAUCGAGCUUAUGCCCGAGAUAUUGUUGAAGCUCAUGCUAUCGCUUGUCUCUAUGCAGGGAUUCAAUUCGCAGGAACAAAUGCUGAAGUGAUGCCUUCUCAAUGGGAAUUCCAAUGUGGCCCAUCGCUCGGCAUGAAAGCUGCUGAUGAUAUCUGGGCAGCGCGUUAUAUCUUAGGACGAAUCGCUGAACUUCAUGGCGUUGUGAUAACUUUCGAUCCGAAACCCGUAGAGGGUCCUUGGAAUGGCGCCGGGGGUCAUUGCAACUUUUCAACCAAAGCAAUGCGAGAAGAGAACGGAAUCGAAGCUAUUAAAGCAGCAAUUGGAAAGUUAUCGCAAGAACAUGAAAAGCAUAUUCAAGCUUAUGACCCCAAAGGCGGAGCUGAUAACAAAAGACGACUUUUGGGGCAUUUGGAGACCUCAAGCAUUGAAACUUUCUCAUGGGGCAUUGCUGAUCGCGGAUGUAGCGUAAGGAUCCCGCGUGGAGUAGCAAACGCCGGAAAAGGUUAUCUCGAGGAUCGACGCCCUUCGAGCAAUAUGGACCCUUAUGCUGUUUGUCAUGCACUUUUAACGACUUGUUUGUUGGAUGAUCAAAAGCCAACGAACGGAAAAAAUUCUUCGUCUUCUUCCGUUGAUUGUUGCUGUAAAUAA